ACAGUGUAGCGGCUACACUAGGGCGGGGCCUCGAUGCUUGUUACAGGUCAAAGUUCCAGUCCCUUUAUCUGAUUUAAUCCCCGAUGAUGAGGUAGAACUGUUCUGCCAUCAUCAUAGACAGGAUUUGCUCCAGCCAACUGGCUUUUAUUCUUCAAAGACAGGACAAUGGAUUGAAUUCAAAGAUUGGAUACCAACACAUUUACAACAGGAUACCCAGAUUGCUCUUAGAAUUGAAAUGGAAAAGUCUCAGUCGCCUUCGGACGUCGCAGGUUACAUAUAUACCUUUGAGAUCAGAGAUCCCAAAAAUCCUAGAUCUAUUCAGCUUAAAGUCGGACGAGCGGUAAACCUCGUGAAACGCCUGGACCAGUGGGGUAAACAGUGUGGAUCGAAGGAACAGGUUUUACGAGGCUGGUGGCCUGGUACCGUGGAAGAUGAUGAUGAUAAUUCGAGCGGCAGCCUCAUGAAAGGCAGGAUCAAAGCAGGCGAGAAAGGACCAUUGUGCCAUAGACUGGAGCGUUUAGUACACCUUGAACUAGCUGAUCUUGCGGCCUAUGCCCCGUAUUUGGACCCCAAGUACCCGAAUUGCGAAACUCCUGUUAAACAAACUAACGGCUCUUCCGCUUCUCCGGCAAAAUCGAAAAGUCCUGCAAAAAAGGUCGCAAAGAAACCUUGUUUGGACUGUGGAACUGUACAUAGGGAAAUAUUCACAUUCCCCCGAGCAGAGAAUGGUCGCUACAAAGGGAGGGAAUGGGAACUCAUCGUUCAACCGGUGAUUGAAAAAUGGGGUGGCUUCGUCGCCGAUUGUGUUUGA
Serpula lacrymans var. lacrymans S7.9 is the source of this 811-nucleotide messenger RNA. RefSeq lists its product as uncharacterized. The record is from RefSeq and is a predicted model, not a curated record. The coding region runs from base 236 to 811 and encodes 191 amino acids. The transcript is spliced from 4 exons. Lineage: Eukaryota; Fungi; Basidiomycota; Agaricomycetes; Boletales; Serpulaceae.